Cantharellus anzutake is the source of this 876-nucleotide messenger RNA. RefSeq lists its product as uncharacterized. The transcript has 6 exons. Gene Ontology annotation, molecular function: rRNA (adenine) methyltransferase activity. Gene Ontology annotation, cellular component: nucleolus. The coding region runs from base 175 to 801 and encodes 208 amino acids. NCBI's taxonomy places the organism in Eukaryota, Fungi, Basidiomycota, Agaricomycetes, Cantharellales, Hydnaceae. The record is from RefSeq and is a predicted model, not a curated record.
AGUAGUUCCAUACUUUGCGGAAGCAGGAGGCAGCGGCUGUAGCAAAGGGUGAUAAUGCUGAGUUACAUGGCGUAAGGAAACAGAUGGAAGAUCUUGGGGGAAUUAAGGGUGGGUGCCCAAUACUAUCUACUGACAAAGGGUGCCAAACCCGUAUCCCAUGCAGUGUAUCAGGAGAUGUCCAUCAUUGGCCAAGGGAAGGACAGGGGCGGUGGGACCGAGAAGGUGCUGAUCAAUUGGUUACCCCAAUAUCUCCCUCCUAAUCUUGGAAAAGAAGAAGGGAAGAAGAAAGUCAAUCUGCUCGAAGUAGGUGCUCUGAAGCCCGAUAACUAUGAUUCCUACAGUUCCUGGAUCUCGAACACACCAAUUGACCUCCGUUCUCGACAUCCGAAAAUUAUAGAGCAGGACUUCCUGCUGCUCGAUCCCGUGGAAAACAGAGAAAAGUGGGACGUUAUAAGCUUAAGCUUGGUGAUCAACUUUGUUCCAAGUCCACAUGACAGAGGGAAAAUGCUUCGUUUAGCCCGCUCUUUUCUCAAAUCUCCCACAGGUCUGAUGUUCCUGGCACUACCUUCCGCAUGCAUCCAGAAUUCCCGCUAUCUGGACCGUACGCGGCUGGGUACGCUUUUGCACGCGACAGGUUUCAGAAUAGUAGUGGAGAGGUGCAAAGCCGGGGGAAAAAUCGUGUAUCUCUUAUGUCAGGCUGAUGCACCAUACCCACUGGAUAGGUCAGAACUACCAAGCGAACUGACGACCAAAAGAACGCUUCGCGAGGGCAAUAGAAACAACUUCGCAAUCCUACUUUAAUUUUUCCAAACCUCCGGGUUGACUGAGAAUGUUGAAUCGAUGUCAGAUGUAAUAUUAUUGGAAUGCGGUGUGAUG